Messenger RNA from Carassius carassius (crucian carp), 2728 nucleotides. Its product is annotated as proprotein convertase subtilisin/kexin type 7-like. NCBI's taxonomy places the organism in Eukaryota, Metazoa, Chordata, Actinopteri, Cypriniformes, Cyprinidae. The record is from RefSeq and is a predicted model, not a curated record. Gene Ontology annotation, biological process: protein processing. The transcript is spliced from 16 exons. Bases 158 to 2323 code for a protein of 721 amino acids. Gene Ontology annotation, cellular component: trans-Golgi network; Golgi membrane. Gene Ontology annotation, molecular function: serine-type endopeptidase activity.
AUGACGCAUGCGGAAGAGUCGAGCAGAUUGAGUUCCCUGCUCGAGUGAUGUCGCGGAUUGAGUUUAUGGCAAAUAAUGACUCUAAACAGAUCGGAAAUAAAGCAGACAGACGAUAGCGAAGCACUUCGACGUUACCAGAAGCUGGUCUGAUGUGGACAUGGCGUCGUCCCUCCAGAUGUGUCUCCGUCUCUAUCAUCUGCUGCUCCUCGCCGCUCCACCGCUGCACACACACUCCCUCUUCUCCUCCUCUGGGGUGUCCUCGUCCUGCGGGCCGGGCCGGUCCUGGGCGGUGCGGCUCAGCGCUGGCUCAGUGACGGCUCUGGAGCGGCUGGCACACAGCGUGGCAGAGGAGCUGGGUCUGGAGAGCCACGGACAGAUCGGGCAGCUGGAGGGACACUACCUGCUCUGCCAGCGACCGGAGGACAGCACAGACGUGCACUCCACAGAGUCCGCUCUGAACCGAAACCCUCAUGUGCUCUGGCACUCACAGGAACACAUCCUCAGACGCUCCAAGAGGAGCCUGACCUUCAAUGACCCCAGAUACCCCAGUCAGUGGCACCUGCACAACGAUGUGAAGCGUGGGAUGGACAUCAAUGUGACGGGUGUGUGGGAGAGGAACAUCACCGGUGCGGGGGUCACUGUGGUCGUGGUGGACGACGGCCUUCAGCACACACUGCCAGAUCUUCAGCCCAACUAUAGUCCUGAGGGUAGUUAUGACCUGAACUCGAACGACCCUGACCCCAUGCCUCACCCUGACGGUCACAGUGAUAACCAUCACGGCACGCGCUGCGCCGGAGAGAUCGCCGCCGCCUCCAACAACAGCUUCUGCGCCGUCGGAGUCGCAUUCGGAGCCAGAGUCGCAGGCAUCAGAGUUUUGGAUGGACCCCUCACAGACAGCAUGGAGGCUGUUGCUUUUAAUAAGCAUUACCAAGUCAAUGACGUCUACAGCUGCAGCUGGGGUCCGGAUGAUGACGGCCGUACAGUUGAUGGACCGCAUCCCUUAGGAAAGGCGGCGCUGCAGCACGGAGUCAUCGCAGGCAGGAGAGGUUUCGGGAGCAUCUUCGUCGUGGCCAGUGGUAAUGGAGGACAGUAUGAAGACGACUGCAACUAUGACGGCUAUGCUAACUCCAUCUACACCGUCACCGUUGGCGCGGUUGAUGAGAAUGGCAAAAGGCCGUUUUAUGCAGAAGAGUGUGCGUCUAUGCUGGCCGUGACGUUCAGCAGCGGGAGCAGACAGCUGCGCAGUAUAGUGACGUCCGACUGGUCUCUGCAGAGCGGCACAGGCUGCACAGACGGACACACAGGGACCUCAGCGGCUGCUCCUCUGGCUGCUGGGAUGGUGGCGCUCAUGCUGCAGGUGCGGCCCUGUCUGAGCUGGAGGGACGUCCAGCACAUCAUCACCUACACCGCAACACAGCAUGACGCUGACGCUCAGGCCGACUGGGGAAUCAAUGGAGCUGGUUUCCACCACAGUCACAAGUACGGCUUCGGUUUGCUGAACGCCUGGAGGCUGGUUAAUGCUGCCAAGGUCUGGGAGUCCGUCCCCUUCUUGGUGUCCUACCAGAGCCCGGUUUUAAAGGCCAACGAGGACAUCCCACACAGUCCCAAAACUCUCACGCACACCUGGAAUGUCUCUGUGUCUGAUCUGAGGCAGUCUGGCAUGCAGACGCUGGAGCACGUGUCUGUCACAGUGACGAUCGCUCAUCCUCGGCGUGGGAGCGUGGAGAUCUGGCUCGUCUGUCCCAGUGGAAUGAGCUCUCUGAUCGGGGCCCGGAGACCGCUGGAUGUAGAUACGACUGGAUACACAGACUGGACAUUUUCCACUGUGCGAUGCUGGGGAGAAAGAGCCGAGGGACAGUACAGCCUAAAGAUCACUGACCACAAGGAGCCGACUCUGUCAUCGGGCGUCCUGAAGCUCUGGAGACUCACUCUGUACGGCUCGUCUCUGUCUCCUCGGCAGGUGAAAGACAGGCGGAGGGUUGUUGAAGACGCCAUGGGUGGACAGUAUCUGGACAGCAGUUUUGCUCUUCCCUGCCCUCCUGGUAUCGACGUUCCUCCUGAAAUCGUGAGCCCGUUCACCUCAAACAGCCUGAAGUCUCUGCUGCUGCUGGGCUGUUUCGCUCUCUUCUGGUCGCUCUAUUACACGCUGGAGGUGACCCUCACUCUCUGGGACUGGCGUGGAUGCAGCACGACGGAGACGGGACGGGAACGAGGCUUUCAGGCCGUAUCCACAAGCCUCGAGGACAGUCAAGUGGUGGAGAUCCAGCCCGAGAUGGACAACGAGGACAAAGUCCCGCUCAUAGCUGCUGAUGAGAACACGUAGCACGUGUCUCCGUUUCUUCUGUUUGAGAUUUCAGGUUGCACUUUGAGCAUUUUGAGUGGCCUCAUUUGUCGUCUUUGAUUUAUUUGCUGAUGUGUUCAUGACAAUGUUGUCUUCUAAGAGUGCCUGACUUUGAGUGCAGUGUUUGAAACCUUCAGUGCAUGUAUGAUUGAGAGAAUGCGUGUGAAUGAUAUUUCGUGGAGUUUAAUAUAAAUGACUUUCUUCUCGAUCGGGACGCAUCGAAUGUGUCACUAAUAGGUCUAUAAAUACCUCCGACACUUGAAUUUUAAAAGACGGGAAGAGAUUUAAACUGCUUACCUGCAGAUAUUUUACUGAUUUUUUUUACUUGAAGUGUGGUAUUCUUGUGAUCAGGAACUCCGAUGGGGUUUGAAUAAAAACUAAAGGGAA